Molecule: messenger RNA, 789 nt
Organism: Pistacia vera
Lineage: Eukaryota; Viridiplantae; Streptophyta; Magnoliopsida; Sapindales; Anacardiaceae
Product: cytochrome P450 82G1-like
Exons: 1
Coding region: 1-789 (262 amino acids)
Biological process (GO): defense response to other organism
Molecular function (GO): oxidoreductase activity, acting on paired donors, with incorporation or reduction of molecular oxygen; monooxygenase activity; heme binding
Source: RefSeq, a predicted model, not a curated record
AUGGAAUAUUUUUCCUCUUUCACUCAAUCAAUUAUAGAGCUGUUAGCUCUGCUACUUCUCUAUCAUUUAUGGAGAGCUAAGGCAAAUUACAGAAACAAGUGUGACAAGAAGAUGGCUGUCCCUCAACCAAAUGGGGCGUGGCCUCUCAUAGGCCAUUUCCCUCUACUCUCUGCCUCGGUUCCAGUUUGUAAAACACUUGGAGCCAUAGCUGAUAAAUGUGGCCCCAUCUACUCACUUAAGCUUGGUAAACACCAAACUUUGAUUGUGAGCAGUUGGGAAUUUGUGAAAGAAUGCUUCACUACAAAUGACAGAAUUUUGGCUACGCGGCCAAGUAUAUCGGUGGGGAGACAUAUUGGCUAUGACAACGCCAUUUUUGCACUUGCCCCUUAUGGACCAUACUGGCGGGAGAUUCGCAAAAUAGCCACCACCGAUCUUCUUUCGAGUCACCGACUUGAAAUGCUAAAGCACGUAAGGCACUUGGAGAUUGAGACAUUGAUUAAAGGUUUGAAAUUACUUUGUGCAAAGAACUCGUUCAAUCCUGUUGAGGUGAAUAUGAGUAACUUGAUUGAGCACUUCACUUUCAAUGUAAACCUGAAGCUGAUAGCUGGAAAGCGAUUUUCACCGAGAGAGUAUGGUGAACAAGGUAGCGAGGCCUGGCGUAUUGAGAGAGCCAUAAAAGAAGCAAUAUAUCUGUCUGGGGUUUUUGUUGCGGGUGAUGUCAUUCCAUGGCUUGAAUGGAUGGAUUUUCAAGGGCAUGUGGGUUCAAAGCGAGUUAUUUCUACUGUGUAG